Molecule: messenger RNA, 1047 nt
Organism: Desarmillaria tabescens
Lineage: Eukaryota; Fungi; Basidiomycota; Agaricomycetes; Agaricales; Physalacriaceae
Exons: 7
Coding region: 137-772 (211 amino acids)
Source: RefSeq, a predicted model, not a curated record
GCUGGAACUAUAGAUUUAUGUCUGAGUUACCUUAAAUGCAUGCAGGCUCCACUGUAUCUAACUGGCUUCUACCAAGCGCUAACAACCUCCCAGUCACUUGACAACCCUCCAUGCCAUCCCUUCCACAUGUUCAUCUAUGCCUCGACACCUUCCCUCCGACACACUGCUCAUGUCGUCUACCUAUGCACUGUCGUACGACGUCGCACACAUCUCAUUGCUAGCAGCACCCCCCUUCCCUUGCACCACCACAUCCACUCCCUCCUCGCAGCGGGCACAUCCCCGGAGUGCAGCGUCUGCCAGCUCCCUCGCACCCGCCCACACUGUCACAGCCAUCCCUCCACACUGUCGCCUCCUUCCUCUGUACACAUACAUUUCUAAAUACACUAUCUACCGCUCUCGCCUUUGUACCACCUUCCCAUUCACACCCUCACAGUCAAAGCACCUGUUCAAUCCCUUUUCACUCGUAAAUGACAACACAAUGCCUAUAAACAAGCCCGCAAGACUACUAAAACCAAGUCAGUACAUCAAUAAGAAACUUGAACGGGUUACACGUACCUCUGCCGCCAUCGCCGCAACCACACAAACAUGCCCUAUCCCUAGACCUGCCCAAGUUCGAGUCCUGGCGCUAUAUGAACAAGGGUCAGGCAGCAAAAGAAAAGAUUCGUUACACACCACCAUCCACCUGCCCACACCAAUCCUUACCCUCGCCGGAUGUGCAACCAAGUCGGGAACCAUUAAUAUUGAAGCAAAGGAGAAGGGUAACAAAAGAUAGUCUGGCUUCCGCUCCCUGCCAACUAACCGUGUCGAGAACGCUGCAGCAGGUGUUCGACAUUGCGAACAGCACAUGGAUCUGAAAUUCCUGGAUCAGUGGCACCACCCUCCCUGCUGACGACCUCGAUACUUCACUUUGCGUUCGAAGCAGCAGAGGCAUCCCCCGUCUUGAUGCUACUGAUAUCACUAAAAUAGAUGUCGAAUGCGCGUGCGCACGCCAUACGUUGACCUAAGAGAAAAACGAAAGCCUCACGUCGCGUAACCAGUACUUCAGGU